CGCCCUCCGCACCUCACGCACGCGCAUUCUACUCCCGUGGCAGGCAAGCCUCGCCCCACACCGCCCCUACCGCUCUUAUUAGGGGAGUCCAGCCAUGGCGUCCGAGCGGCUGCCCAGCAGGCCUGCUUGUCUCUUGGUGGCCAGCGGCGCUUCCGAAGGUGUGUCAGCCCAGUCCUUCUUCCACUGCUUCACACUGGCCAGUGCUGCUUGCAACCUCCAGGUGGCCACCCCUGGGGGAAAGGCCAUGGACUUUGUGGAUGUGACCGAGAACAAUGCACGUUGGGUACAAGACUUCCGCCUCAAAGCUUAUGCCAGCCCCGCUAAGCUUGAGUCCAUAGACGGUGCCCGGUACCAUGCUCUCCUGAUUCCCAGCUGUCCUGGAGCACUGGCUGACCUUGCCAGCAGCGGGUCCCUGGCUCGGAUACUGCAGCACUUCCGCUCAGAGAGCAAGCCCAUCUGUGCCAUUGGCCAUGGUGUUGCUGCCCUGUGCUGUGCUACCAAUGAAGACAGGUCCUGGGUGUUCCAAGGCUACAGUCUGACAGGGCCUUCUGUGUACGAGCUCAUCAGGGCACCCGACUUUGCCCGCCUGCCGCUGGUUGUUGAAGACUUUGUGAAGGAUUCUGGUGCUGGCUUCAGUGCCAGUGAGCCUGACGCGGUGCAUGUGGUGCUGGACCGUCACCUGGUCACUGGCCAGAACACGAACUCCACUGUUCCUGCUGUCCAGAACCUGCUCUUCCUCUGUGGCAGCCGGAAGUAACGUGGAUGCUGUCCCUGAUCCUGGUGGCCUAGAGACAACAGCUGAACUCACUGUGGCCUCUUCUGUUGGUCCUUACCUGAUGGGGCCCUCAAGCCUCCAUCUGGACCUUGUGGGAUGCUGGAAGCCUCCAGGAGUUAAGACUUGUAGAGUGUCAGUUUAAUGUAAACUGAACACUCCUUCCUCCAUUCCCAGCACACAGUGUGGAGCGUCUUAGCUGGCCAGGCAGUCCCUGAGAUCUGCAAAUUGAGCGUUCCAAGGAGAAUCGUCCAUUCUUGGGGUUUUAGAAUGGGGUGUUGCUCUUCCAUGGCCCUCUGGCUAUUCCCAUCCCUUUGGCUGUUGGUGAGAACCAUGGGGAAGGGACCAACAGGCUUGAGCUUCCCCUGAAUUCAUCUUGCCAAAGGUGGACAGUAUAUGUUUCCUUAGCCCUAAGCAGGCUGCAUCCUUGCUGAAGAAGUCUGCCCUUGUUUAAGCCUUGCUGGCCUGUGGUUUUGAAUGUAAUAGAGGCCCCAGUUUGGCCUGGCCUGGUCCUGGACCCUUGGAGUAGACACAGUGAUGUCACCCUGCCCCGUAUGGCAUGGAAAAAACAUGAGUGUCACACCUAGAGAUCCUUAAACUGCUGUUACCCCAUAGUCUGUCCAGUGGCCUCUGGCUUACGGAAGCCUCAGACCGGGUAUUUCAUCUACUCCUAGAAUGGAUGGCCGCAGAUGGUCUUGGGCUAUAUGGACUAGGAAUAGCCAUGAGUCCUGCCUCCCAGACCCUAGACAGGCUUUUGCUGAGGACCUGAUAUGGACACGUAGCCGCCUCCCUCCUGGACAUGCUUGUUUGCUGUCAAUCCUGGGGCACCUGGCCUGGACUGUAGCCUCCAGUGAACAGCCUUCUAGCCCUGGAAUAAAGCCUUCCAACUGGACCUCCCAAUUUCCAUCUCCACUUACCUUUUGCACAUCCCAAGCUCCAGGGUAGCACCAGUGCCAGAGGCCUAGAGGAACACCUUUUGGCGGUGAGAAACCUUUAAUGAGGGAAGUCCAGAACCAAGUGGAAUAAAGAAGCAGGAGAAGCCUA
Molecule: messenger RNA, 1816 nt
Organism: Peromyscus maniculatus bairdii (prairie deer mouse)
Lineage: Eukaryota; Metazoa; Chordata; Mammalia; Rodentia; Cricetidae
Gene: Gatd1
Product: glutamine amidotransferase class 1 domain containing 1
Cellular component (GO): cytoplasm
Molecular function (GO): glyoxalase III activity
Source: RefSeq, a predicted model, not a curated record